Paraglomus occultum is the source of this 223-nucleotide messenger RNA. Lineage: Eukaryota; Fungi; Glomeromycota; Glomeromycetes; Paraglomerales; Paraglomeraceae. The record is from the annotation of a GenBank genome assembly.
UAAAGAAGAACUCGAAGAAGAAGUGUUUGAUAAGGAAGUGGAACCUGCACCAGCAAAGACAGAUAUUGUGCGGGAAGAGGCUUCUGUCAUAUACAAGAAAAAAUCAUUUCAAGGGACAGCGCAAAAGCAAUAUAUUAAACGGCUGAUCGAUAAACAUGGCGGUAACUACAAAGCAAUGGCACGGGACAUUAAACUCAAUAUAUAUCAGCAUACCAAGGCUUAA